Schistosoma haematobium is the source of this 2474-nucleotide messenger RNA. It is a transcript of the gene ERP44, whose product is annotated as Endoplasmic reticulum resident protein 44. The record is from RefSeq and is a predicted model, not a curated record. NCBI's taxonomy places the organism in Eukaryota, Metazoa, Platyhelminthes, Trematoda, Strigeidida, Schistosomatidae. The transcript has 11 exons. Bases 13 to 1227 code for a protein of 404 amino acids.
ACUGGCUUGUGGAUGUUUCUGUGGUGGUGCUUACUACCUGUUAUCCUGCUUACGAAUGCACCUAAUUACUGUGCAUCAGUUGUUUUGGUUGCAAAUGAUACUAACUUCAACUCAUUAAUAUCUGAAUAUGAUGUAGCAUUACUGAAAUUCUCAGCAGAAUGGUGUUAUUAUAGCCGAAUGUUAGCGCCAAUCUAUGAACAAGCCUCGGAGAAGUUUACUGAAUUGACAAAAAGUCGUAAAGUUGCUUUUAUCUCAAUAGACUGUGAAAGUAGUCAAAAUAUAUGCACCAAACAAUAUAUCCGUAAAUAUCCUACAAUUAAAAUUACAAAAUAUGGUAAAAUGCUAAAAAGUGAAUAUCGUAAUGAAAGAAGUGUGGAGGCAUUUGUUAAAUUUGUUGAAGAUAGCCUGAAGUUUCCAGUUGAAAUUAUCAAUGGUCAUCAGGAUAAACCGGUAAAAAUUUUGGAUAGUUGGGUAAAUAAAAGUGUUGAGACGAAAUGUAUAUUGGCAUUGGUUGAUAAGUUGGAUACUUCUCAUAUGGAUUUAUUUAAAAAAGUCGCUGCUAUUGAACAAAACUCAUGUAAAUUUUACAUAUAUUAUAAUUUGACAACGAAUGAUGAACGACUUGCAACGUACGAUACUAUGGCUUCUAAAAUUAAAUCAUUAACCAUUUUGAAAAAUGCCGAUCUUACUGCAAUACAUAAUUGGGUAAAGAAUCAAUGCAAUAGUUUAGUACGUGAAAUCACAUUUAGCAAUGCAGAAGAAAUCACUGAAGAACGUUUACCAUUAAUGUUAUUAUUUUAUAAUCCAGAUAAUAAAACAAUUGUUAGUCGUUUCAUGGAAUUUGUCAAUUCACAUUUAAGUCAUCAUCAAUCCACAAUCAAUUUUGUAACAGCGAACGGAAUCACCUUUUCACAUCCAUUAGCUCAUCUAGGCAAAUCUAAAGAAGAUCUACCGUUUAUCUGUUUAGAUUCAUUUGCACAUAUGUAUGUAUAUCCUGGAUCAGUAGAGAUGGCAUUAAGUGAUCCAAAACACUUGGAUCAGUUUGUUGAAGAUCUAAAAUCUGGCAAACUACACAUGGAAUAUCAUUAUGGUUCAGGCAGUGAAACAACAACUACAUCUCCAAAAACCGAGGUUGACGAAUCAGUCAAAACUACACCACAUGUUUCUGUAUUCCAACAUUUAAGUCCAUCAAGAAUGCGAUAUACAAUUAUACAUGAUGAAUUCUAACAAAAUACAAACAUAUAGGUAUAUAUAUAUAUAUAUAUAGUCUGGCAUCCUGUAAUUUUGUUCAUAUAACACCUCCUUUUUUUGAAUACAUUAAACCUAUAGAAUUGGGAAAAGGAACAUGAUUGAUGUUUUGUGCUCUGUUCUCACUAUUUCCCUCUUUCUAUCCCUCUGUCUACACAUACGUUAUUUUCUGUAGGAUCAAUUCUAUAUUUUCUUUUUUUACAAAGGUUUGUAUGUGUGUAAUGUCAUUGCAUGUGUACAUGGUGUGUACACAUGAAUGUUGUCCUCUUCUUGCUGUUCUUCUCACCAUCCUUCUUCUCUUAGUAAGUGCCAUUACUUUGAAUUAAACAAUCACUAUUCUGCUUGUUUGAUUUUCUUCUCUUAAGAGUCAUUUUGUUGUUGUACAUUUCUUUCUAAUCAAAAAAAUAAUAAUAAUUGAAUAAAUAAAUCAUGAUUCGAAUAGACGACAAUAUGACUGUGAAUCUGUUGAAAGAGAGAGAACGUUCUUCUAAGAGUUGUUUGUCAAUGCUCAGUUUAAAUCUACUUUUCUUUCUCCUUCUCUUCUUUUCUAAAUCUCUUGUUAUACUUUCAAACUGUGUUACUUUGAAUAGUGAAGUAUUUUGUUCAUUGAUUUGACUAGUUCACUCACUAUGUGCUGUACUCUUUUAUUGAAAAAAAAAAAUUUUUUUUGUAAUUAGAUCACUUCUUUUCUAAUUAUUAUUGUUAUUGUCUUUCAUAGUUUCUUAUUUCUUAUCACUGCUAAUAUUAUAAUUGUUAUGGGUGACUAUAUAUAUAUGUGUGUGUGUUGUACAUUGAAAUAGUUCACCUCUUUAGGUGUAUAAUGGUAUGGUGUAAUAACUCUGUCAUAAACUGUAGUAAAUUCGCGUGAUUGUGCGUGUGCACUCCCCCUCCCUCCCACACACACACACAUACAAACGCUGUAGAGUGAGUAAAUUAUAGUGAAAGUGAUCAAGAAAGAAACAGAGUAUAGAAAUCAUAUAAUUUACUGGAUGUGGUUAACGACUAAAUUGAGAGUUUGUUUGUUCUUUCAGUAGUUGUUUGCCUUUCGUUUUUUUCUCUCACAAAAAUUCUACUUUUAUAAUCAAUUUCAUGGUGAAUUAGAGAUCUGUAUUUCCUUUCUUUUUGUUAACCGGAUGAUGGUGUUUUUUUUGUAAUUGUAAUGUUUGGACUUCUAUUAUGCUUACCGUACAUAGUAUCAAUAAUAAAGAAAUUCUAACGUGUGGAAA